This is a messenger RNA of Melanotaenia boesemani (Boeseman's rainbowfish), 6030 nucleotides long. RefSeq names its product ectonucleotide pyrophosphatase/phosphodiesterase family member 2 (gene enpp2l). Bases 48 to 2786 code for a protein of 912 amino acids. The record is from RefSeq and is a predicted model, not a curated record. Gene Ontology annotation, molecular function: scavenger receptor activity; alkylglycerophosphoethanolamine phosphodiesterase activity; zinc ion binding. Lineage: Eukaryota; Metazoa; Chordata; Actinopteri; Atheriniformes; Melanotaeniidae. Gene Ontology annotation, biological process: immune response; phosphatidylcholine catabolic process. The transcript is spliced from 25 exons.
CGACCUGACGCACUCUUGUACCAGAGCGCAGCUGUCACCGUUACUUCAUGCUCAUUGGCCCAAGACCGAGAGAAGCAGGCAGAGCAAAGGCAAACAAGAGUGAGAGAGAAAGAGCUGGACCCCUGCGCUCUGCUCCAUCGAUCUGCAGAAGUGCCUAUUUCGGACCACAGAUUUCCGAGCUUUGGGUCUUUGGGAAUACUAAAGGUGGAUUAGCCGUUUGGAACAUGCAACUGGAAAAUUUGGUAGUGGUUGUAUUUUGCCUGUGGGGUACAGAUGUCAGCAGAGCUUACGUGUUUCAAGCGAGCCGGCCUUUAGAGGGAGGAGACAGCGCACCACCUCAGACUAAAGUUGACUCAGCGUGGGUCAGCACAGCAGGCACCUGUAAGGGGAGGUGCUUUGAGCUGGAGGUGGCCGAUCCUCCGGGAUGCAGAUGUGACAAUCUGUGUAAAACCUACUACAGCUGCUGCUCUGACUUUGAUGAGCACUGUCUGAAAACAGGCGGAGGUUUCGAGUGCACGCAGGAUCGCUGUGGGGAGGAGAGGAAUCACAACCAUGCCUGCCACUGCUCAGAGGACUGUUUGGAGAAAGGAGACUGCUGCUCCAACUACAAGUCCCUCUGCAAAGGUGAGACUUCAUGGCUACAUGAAGACUGUGAAGAGAUCAAGACUGCUGAAUGCCCUGCAGGUUUCAUCCGUCCUCCUCUCAUCAUGCUAUCUGUCGAUGGGUUCAGAGCCUCCUACCUGAAGAAGAGCAAAUCUGUCAUUCCCAACCUUCACAAACUCAGAACUUGUGGUACAUCAGCACCAUACAUGCGACCAGUAUACCCAUCAAAGACCUUUCCAAAUUUAUACACCUUAGCCACAGGUCUUUACCCAGAGUCUCAUGGGAUUGUGGGAAACACCAUGCAUGACCCGUUUUUCAAUGCCACCUUCAGCUUACGGACAAGAGAGAAACUGAAUCACCGCUGGUGGGGUGGACAGCCGAUCUGGAUCACAGCGGAGAAACAAGGAGUGAAAGCAGCUUCUUUCUUCUGGCCUUGGGUGAUUCCUCUUGAAAGGAGGAUUUUGACCAUCCUGCGUUGGCUGCAUCUGCCUGAUGAAGAAAGGCCUUAUGUUUAUGCUGUCCACUCAGAGCAGCCCGACACCUUCGGGCAUCGCCUGGGACCAUUUAGCAAUGAGUUGGACAACCCGCUGAGGGAGAUUGAUAACAUCAUUGGACAGCUGAUGAAUGGCCUGAAGCAGAUGAACCUGCACCGAUGUGUCAAUGUCAUUAUUGUAGGAGACCAUGGUAUGGAAGAGGCCCACUGUGACAGGACAGAGUUUCUUAGCAGCUAUCCUCUCAACAUAGACGAGAUCUUACUGAUUCCUGGCUCACUGGGCAGAAUACGUCCACGCGACCCAAAAUCCACAACAUAUGACCCAAAAGUUGUGGUUGCAAACCUCACUUGUAAAAUGCCAACUCAGCACUUCAAGCCAUACCUAAAGCAGCAUUUACCAAAGAGACUUCACUAUGCCAACAACCACAGGAUCGAAGAUGUCCAUCUGCUGAUGGAGAGGAAGUGGCACAUUGCCAGAAAAAUGCCAGAAAAACUGAGGACUCGAUGUGGUUUCUUUGGUGACCAUGGCUUUGACAACAAACUAACCAGCAUGAGGACUAUCUUCAUGGGCCAUGGGCCAAGCUUCAAAUUUCAUAAAAGUGUGCCAGAAUUUGAGAAUAUAGAGUUAUACAACAUCAUGUGUGACUUGUUGGGGUUAAAGCCAGCACCAAACAAUGGGACAUACGGCAGCUUGAAUGACAUGCUGAAAGACCCACCGUUCCAUCCCACCAUGCCGGAGGAAGUCAUGCCUCCAUCACCUGCAUCCGACGACACAGUAACCCACGAUCUGGGCUGCAGCUGUGAUAAUGAGAAUGAAGUGGAGGAGAUCAUUGAAGAUUUUAAUCCUGUACCUGAUGGAGUCUACAAUUACAACAGCACACAUCUACCAUUUGGUCGACCAGCAGUGAUGUUUGAAACUCAGUACAAUCUUCUUCAUCAUGUGGAUUUCAUCAGUGGAUACAGCAAAGAGCUGGCUAUGCCACUAUGGACAGCAUACACACUGCCUCGACAGGAGGACACAACUCCUGCCCCAGAUUUUUCCCCCAGUGUUAAAUGCAUCCGAGUUGACCCCAGAGUUCCAGCAGAUCACAGUCAGAGCUGCACCACCUACAACCAAAACAGCCACCUCACCUACGGCUUCCUCUUCCCUCCAGAGCUGGCAACCUCUCCAGAGUCCAGAUAUAAUGCUUCUCUCAUCACCAACACCGUUCCCAUGUACCCCGCCUUCAAAAGAAUAUGGAGUUACCUGCAAGGGACGCUGCUGAGGCGUUAUGCAGAGGAAAAUAAUGGUAUCAGUGUUCUUGUGGGACCUAUCUUUGACCACAACUACGACGGCCUUCGAGACACCACAGAAAAGAUUAAGGAGUUCACAGUCGAUGGCCCUCCUGUACCCACCCACUUCUACACCAUUUUGACGAGCUGCCAGGAGCUGAACCAGACGGUGGAGGACUGUGAUGGAGAGCUCGGGGUCUUUUCCUUCGUUCUUCCAAACAAGCCAGACAACAGUGAAGCCUGCAAUAAUGCAGAGGAUGAGUCACAGUGGGUUGAAGACCUGCUGAAGCUCCACACAGCCAGAGUUCGAGAUGUGGAGAUUCUGACAGGCCUGGACCUUUACAGAUCCACCAACCUCACCUAUGUCAGCACCCUAAGACUCAAAACCUACCUGCACACCUUUGAGAGUGACGACUAGAUGAACAAGGACAAACAAAUACACAGGAUGUUGCCAUUUGUCAAAGACCUUUUUUUUUUUUUACUGCAUGCUUGCUGGACAGACGGUUCAUAGCUGUUCCACUUCCUAGCAACUUCCCAAGACUUUGAAAGGGAAAUACAUUUUUGAAAAUUAAAAUAAUAAAGAAAACAAGUUUCAACAAAACCUUGAAAUAUUUAACAUACAGCAGUGGUUGCCAACACCGGUCCUCAAGAUCUACAGUCUUGCAGGUUUUAGAGUCUCCCUACUGCAACACACCUGACUCAUAUCAAUGUCUUCUUAGCAGAGUGUCGCAGAAGUUGACAAUAAGUUGUGAAGAACCUUUUUAUUUGAAUCAGGUUUGUUGUACCAGGAAAACACCAAAACCUGCAGAAUGGUAGAUCUCAAGGACCAGAGCUGGUAACCACUGACCUAGAGCAAUAAUGAUGCAGAGGGGGAAACUUACUGUUGCUACACACCUAUAAAUAAAGCUGCAUUCACCAGCGUAGAGACUGUGUCUGUGUUUCAGCUCUGUAAGUAUUACUGAACUAUACAUAAUAUUAGUGCUGACCAUCAAAUAUAUGAAGUCAAAUUUAAUAAUAAAAUUAAAUGUGUUAUUUAGCUUUGAAAAUAAUGUACAGUUGCAUGUGAGCAAAUGUAUUAAAAUUAUGUUUAAAAGUAUUAGAAAAUUAUUUUAAAAAUAUAAAAUUCUGAAUUAGAGUAUUGUUUGUAGUCAACAGGCUAAAAAUUUACUAAAUUAAUAGAGAAAUAUACUUGAGUAUAAUGUCAAAUAAGAAACUGGAGCCAAUAGACUGUAAGCUUAGCAAAGAUAUAGGUAUCAUUAAGUGUCAAGGUAAUAUGUUAAUAAAAGCCAAUAGGAAAGAGAUGGUUGGUUCAUUAUAACAGAAAUACUGGUAACAUAGACAGACAGCUACCUUUUGUUUUUACCAAGAAAAUCAAACUAUCUUUAGAAUCGGCACAGCUCAGCUAACUGCACCUUGGGUUUUAAGUCUUAUGGCUGUGUUCAAAUUUGCGACCCUUUUACUGUCUGUUAUGUAGAGACUCUGCCGGUUUGUAGUGCUGUGCAAAAUUUAAAAUGUUUCAUUAACAAUGUAGUGCAAUACAAACCUGUCGCAUGCACAGAAAGUAGUGUACAGAAGCUUGAACAGUACAUCUGUAAACAUGGGUGUGCAAUGUAACCUAUCAUCGAAGGAGCAGACAAACUGUGCUAAUUAAGCUAAGUAGUGUUAGCACUAGCUACUGCUGACAUUUUUAGCUUGUUAUUAAGAUUUUGUAUUUGGAAUGUUUGAUCGGCAAAUGAUACUCCUUAGACAUCUCAACAAAGAUGCUUUUUUUCCUGCCUGGUACACACAUAAGGUUUUUUUUUAGCUGACAAGAUUGUUUAUCUGUUCAGUCUCACACAUAUAUAGUUAAAAAAUCAGGCAUAUAACAGUUUUGAUCACACUGUGUGCGGAGUGGUCCAAUAAUUUAAUCACAGAGCAAGACACACAUAACGAUGCUGUCCUGCAACCAAUCUGGAAUAUAGUCCUCCUUGCCGGAAAUCUCACGUGACUAAACAUGAUCUAACAAAAACGUAGAAGAAGAACCAUAGCAACAACCGGAAAAAAAAUGAAGAAGAAGAAACAUAGCAGUACUCAGCAUGGAAGAGGAUAUACAAAACAAGGGAAUGAUGGUGGUCAGAACUGAAAAAAAUAACAGACUGGAGACAAUGUGAACACAGACUUCUUAUCCACGUCACAAUUCACAGAGUCACAAUUCAGGAGUCAUUGGCUUUCCUCACACGCGUAAGAGUUUUGGUCAUAAAUAUUGAACAUGUUUAAUGUUUUCGAUUGUUUGCCACAACCUGUUUCAAAGACGAUUAUCAGGAUGAAUCUGCUCUUAACACAUCAGAUGAAAUGAUAAUUUUUAUAGGAACAUCUUAUAAGACUCAAGAUAAUCGGCCAUCCUUGGUGGGAAAGGGGUAAAAAUGGGACAAAAACAGCCCAAUAAUCUCUGUGUGUGCCAGGCUUUAGUCACGUAAUUUUUAAAGUUAUUAGCAAAAUAUGUUGCGUAGACAUUUGAGUUAAGUUUAAAUGUAGCUCUGCAAGUACAUAAUUAAUUCAAAUUGUGUCCAACAUGCAUCAGCAGCUGGAUGCCCUGACACGCCAGGCUGCCGUCCCGUAGGUUUUAGAUGUUUCCCUGGUGUAUAUACCUAAUUCAAAUGAACUGGAUCUCAACUUGUUGCUAUUUUUUAACCCAGCUUGUUAAUGACCCAUUUGAUAUAGGUGUUUUGAAACAGGAAACACCUAAAACCUGCAGGGAAGUGGCCCUAGAAAUGGGCAUCCCUGCAAGUCUUCCUUAAAAUGAAUACUACAUUGUGAAUUGGACAAAGGACAAACCAAUAUAGUCUUUGUGUUAUCCUAUCCCAACAAGCUCUUGUCUUUAUAUUCAUAUUCAACACAGAUGACAUCAAAAUCUCAAUUAAACCUGUAAAUAUAGUUUCCAAAAUAUCAAUCUACUAUUUGCUAUAUAUAUAUAUAUUAUUUUUUACAGUAUAUUCUAAAAUAAGAGAAUCAAAUUUGUGGCAACAAAGCCUGAAAUUUAACUAAAUGUAAUACAGUCUGAACAUAGCCAUAGGCAUUCACAAAGUGCAACAGUUUUCACAUGUACCUAAAUCUCUUUCCCUAGUUUUAUCACAGAAAAUUCUUAGUUUAUAUUUUUAUACAAUUUCUCAUAUUUAUUAUAUAGCUUCUUAAUAAUAUCAUCUAGUGUCAUAGUAUUGAUUUAGAAAUAAAGAAAAUACUAAUGUAGAGCCUUUACAUUUGCUCCUUUUUUAAAGAAAAUAACCCUGAUGAUUCAUGUUCAUUAAGCCUCAGUGUUUUUCCUUGCAAAGUCUUUCCUUGUGCAUGUCAAAAGCAGUAUGUUUGCAGCUUUAUCCGAUCCAACUAAAGAAAAUUAGAAACUGUGGUGAGUUUGCUUUUUGCAAUGAAUAGUGCAUACAUCAUGUGCAAGCUGGUCAAUUGCAAGUUACCACAUUACAUAAAUGGGAGAUAUUUCAUAUUAGUAGAAUUCAUUUUAUCGUGCAUCUGCAUUGUCCUGCAGAAUCAAUCAUGUUUUCAGCAAAAUGACAAAUGAUAAAAACAGUUUAUUCUAAUUCAGUUUAGUUCAGUAUCCUAAACAACACUGGUGUCUUUUUGUGUUUGUCACUACUGCCUUUUCCAAUAAAACUCAAUGCAUUCACACUCAA